AUGGCCUGCACAGGAUCGAAGAGAGAGUUCGUGGAAUUCGAACGGGUGUUUCUUCACUUUGAUGAGGAUGGGGAUGGGAAGAUAUCGCAAGAUGAUCUGAGGAGAUGCCUGAGGACGAUCGGCGAGGAGCCGUCGGCCGAACAGGUGGAGUUGCUGCUGGAGGGGAAUGGGGAGAGUUUGAUUGGGUUUGAUGAGUUCACGAGGGUGGUAGGGGUGGUUGGGGAUGAGGAGGGGAAGACUAGGGAGCUGAGGGAGGCAUUUGGGGUGUUUGUAAUGGACGGGGAGGGGCGCAUCACGCCUGAGAGCUUGAGGAGGGCCCUCAGUCGGCUGGGGUGGUCCAGGUCCCUUGAGGACUGCAUCGUAAUGAUCCAAAGCUUUGACAUGGAUGGGGAUGGAGUGCUUGGCUUUGAAGAGUUCAGGAACAUGAUGAUGUUAUGA
Molecule: messenger RNA, 438 nt
Organism: Phoenix dactylifera (date palm)
Lineage: Eukaryota; Viridiplantae; Streptophyta; Magnoliopsida; Arecales; Arecaceae
Product: putative calcium-binding protein CML19
Molecular function (GO): calcium ion binding
Source: RefSeq, a predicted model, not a curated record